AACAAACCAGAGGGGCACUUCUAAGACAGGAACAUCUUCAGGAUGGACAUCUUCCUUCUCUGCGUGUUCCUGCCUCUGGUGACUGUGGCAUGGGGCCAGUACAGUGACUAUUACUAUGGUCCCUAUAAUUAUGGAGAUAAUGAUGAAUGGGCCAAUGUGUACCGGCAAGGUUUCAACUUUCAGUGCCCACAUGGGCAGGUGAUCGUGGCCGUCAGAAGUGUUUUCAGCAAGAAGGAAGGCUCUGACAGACUGUGGAACUAUGCCUGCAUGCCAGCAUCCCAGAGCCUCGGUGAGCCGACAGAGUGCUGGUGGGAAGAGAUCAACAGGGCAGGAACUGAAUGGUAUCAAACCUGCUCAAACAACGGGCUGGUGGCUGGUUUCCAGAGUCAGUAUUUUCCAUCGGUGCUGGACCGUGAAUGGCAAUUUUACUGCUGCCGCUAUAGCCGGAGGUGCCCAUAUUCCUGCUGGUUAACAACAGAAUAUCCAGGACACUAUGGAGAAGAUAUGGACAUGAUGAUGUACACUUACGACUAUUAUAUCCGUGGGGCAACCACAACGUUCUCUGCUGUGCACAGGGAUCGUCAGUGGAAAUUUAUUGUCUGCAGGAUGACAGAUUAUGACUGCCCAUUUCAAAAUGUUUAAAAAGAUUGAGUGUACUCCAUUUGGAAAGCUUGGGGACAGACAGGGUGGGAUGAGGAUUAGUGAUUACAGGAGAAGGUCAGUUAGGCUCACAAAAAAGUACCAAGACUCAUUAGCUGUCUGCUGAAGAUAUAAUUCCCCUCUGGAGCUAAUACAUAAAUUGCCAGCCCACAUGCUUACAACAGUGAAUUCAGAGGAUUCUUCCAAGCUGCACUGACAGUUGUAUCCCCCAAUUAAAUUUGCUUAUGACAAACAUGCUUAUGAUACACAAAUCUAUGGCACAUGCACAGUUACCUUUCUUAUAUAUACAUAUAGCCAUUCUAAACAUGUACAACUUCCUUUCACACAGAAACUCUGUAUAAAUGGCUUCCCAGCGCAGUCGCUCCAAAUGAGGUGGAAAUAUAUUAUACACUUCUCAACAUACACUAGACUUUCCUGACUUCUACUUGGAAUGAAUCCAGUGAUCCCUACCAGCUUCUCAGAGUUUAGUAGCUGGAGGUGUGCAGAAAAUGGCAUUGGGAGGUCUCUGAUGGGCUGCAUCUGGUGUUACCUGUUACGGCCCUCAGCGUAACUCCACUGCAACAAAGGUCUGCCCACACAGGGGAAUUCCGAGUACUUACAACAGAAAGAUAUUAAUAACUGAUAAAAAUGAGAGUAGAUCCAUCAAUAAAACCAGAAAUCUAACCCAGCUUUACUGAGAGUCUCUUUUAUAUUGUCUUAAAAAUCUCUAAUGACAAGACUAACCAAGAGCUCUACUCUGGGCAAAGCCAGGAAUAGGUCAGGCCACUCACUCUCAGUAAAUAUGGAUACUGCAUUCUUCAGGAGUCUGCUUUUCAGGUGGAUUGGGUUUCCUCUGUGGGUGCCUGUACAACAUCCAUCUGCCUUUGGUAAUACAUUCUUGGCUUAGAAUAGACAAAUAAAGCUAGUGACUUAGGUGACCUUAUUUCCUCCAACUUGCAAAUCCUAUUCCCUGUAAAGUAUAAAAUAACCAUGUUCCAAGACUGCACAGCACUUGUGCAGCUAUAAUCCAACAAGAAAGACUGUUGAUCUGUUUCAGGAAGAUCUGAGAUAGGAUUUUCACUCUUGAACAAGCCAGAAUUUAGGGUUCAGUUUCUUAGUUGAUGACUUUAAUCUUGAACUUAGCAGUUGGUGGUGGUGGCUCAAAGGUCCAUGAUGACUCCACGUGCCAAUUUAAGGUUGCAAUGCUUCAUAGGAAACAGUGGUGUGAGCCAGCAAGUUUCGAUAUUCCAAGCAUUUUUAGCAUGUUUACAAGCAUACCCUCAAGCAUGAGCAUUAAAACUUCACUUGUCCAAUAAAGGAAUGAUAGAUUUUG
Molecule: messenger RNA, 1972 nt
Organism: Corvus hawaiiensis (hawaiian crow)
Lineage: Eukaryota; Metazoa; Chordata; Aves; Passeriformes; Corvidae
Gene: DPT
Product: dermatopontin
Exons: 4
Coding region: 43-642 (199 amino acids)
Biological process (GO): collagen fibril organization
Cellular component (GO): extracellular matrix
Molecular function (GO): extracellular matrix structural constituent
Source: RefSeq, a predicted model, not a curated record